AUGGAUGGCAUAGAAAGUUUUAUUAAAGUUGCCGAAGCUAAUAGAUUGAAUGUUGGAAGUCAAAAGAUUUGGUGUCCUUGUAUGAUUUGUAAAAAUUUCCAACAAUAUGAUGAUGUCAAAGAUAUAGAGGUUCAUUUGAUGAAAGAUGGUUUUAUGCCUAAAUACACUUGUUGGUCAAUGCAUGGGGAAUCACGCGUUGAACAUGGCACGUCGUCAAUUAGUUUAGACAAUCACGACAAUGACAAUUUAAAUGUCCCUAAUGACAAUUUAAGUGAAAUGCUUAAUGAUUUAGAGACUAAUGUUGAUGAUAUCGAUCAAGAAAAGUUAAAGCAGCUAAUUGAUGAUUCAGAAAAACCAUUAUAUACCGGUUCUGAGAUUAGUAAAGUAGAUGUUGUGUUGAAGUUGUUUAACUUAAAGUCAAAACAUGGAUGGAGUGAUAAAAGUUUCACAGAUCUAUUAGUGCUUUUACAUGACAUUCUUCCGAAAGAUGAAGUUAACGAUGAUGUGACAAAAAAUGGACCACCAGCUAAAUUGUUGUGGUACCUCCCAAUUAUACCUAGGCUGAAACGGUUAUUUUCAGAUGAGAAAGAAGCAAAGUUAUUGCGUUGGCAUUCAGAUAGUCGUGUAAAGGAUGGAAAAUUAAGACAUGUAGCGGAUUCACCCCAAUGGAGAAAUAUUGAUAACAUGUUUUCUGAGUUUGGUAACGAGAUAAGAAACAUACGGUUUGGACAUAGUUCAGACGGGUUCAACCCUUUUGGAAACAUGAGUAGUCGUCAUAGUCCGAAACAACCUGGUAAUAACAUUGAUGUUUAUUUGUCUCCUUUAAUUGAUGACUUAAAAACUCUAUGGAAUACAGAUGUAGAAGUAUAUGAUGCUUAUAAGAAGGAAUAUUUUAAAUUGCGGGCCAUGAUUUUUUGCACCAUAAGUGAUUUUCCAGCAUAUGGUAAUUUGUCAGGAUACAAGACGAAAGGUAAGUCAGCUUGUCCUGUUUGUGAAGAUGAUACAAGUUCUAUGUGGUUAAAUAAUUGCAAAAAAACUGUAUACAUGGGACAUCGAAGAUUCCUUCCCCAAGGUCAUAAUUAUCGAAAUAAAAAAGAGGAGUUUGACGGAACUGUUGAGGACUGUUCAGUGAGGAAAAGAUUUAAUGCAUUUUCACGAGUUGAAAAACUAAAUGUUGUGUUGGGAAAAAGAAAUCGGGUUGAGAAAGAAGCCAUUUGGAAAAAAAAGUCAAUCUUUUGGGAUUUGCCUUACUGGAAGAAUUUACAAGUUCGACAUUGUCUAGAUGUAAUGUAUGUGAGAGCUUGA
Messenger RNA from Helianthus annuus (common sunflower), 1305 nucleotides. RefSeq lists its product as uncharacterized. Bases 1 to 1305 code for a protein of 434 amino acids. The transcript is spliced from 3 exons. The record is from RefSeq and is a predicted model, not a curated record. Lineage: Eukaryota; Viridiplantae; Streptophyta; Magnoliopsida; Asterales; Asteraceae.